UGCCUGCCAUCUUCGCAACGUGCAUCACCGCUGCGGACAAACAGAGCUUUAAGCCACAACAACAAUCGCAAAUUAAGUGCUGACAGCAAUUAACAGCAGGAAACCCCUUACACAAUUCCAAGUGCAUUAAUAAUACUGAAAGAAACGACGACACUCCGAAGACAACAUCGACAGGCAUAAACAACUCAGAGUAAAGUUGCGUUUUUUCCUAGGGAAAGUCGGCCGACGCCGCCUUUCAAAGACAGAAGUGCGCCGAACAAAGAAGACGAUAUCACUGUGCAAGGAACUGCAGUUCGAGCGUUCACUUUUGUGGACGAGUUCGUGACAGGCGGAACUGAAAAGUUGUUUGAUAGGUACUUUUGAUAGUGAGCAAGUAGCGACUUUUAAGCGGAUAUUACGUAGCACUUGUUAAAGUGGAUGCAGUUGCGGCCUUUGGAACGACAAGAAGUUGGCAAUAAAUUCGCAAUUUUAUUGAACAGUCAGUUGUUGAAGUUCUUGUAAGUUAGUGGUGUUGCAGUGUAGCAGUACGGCGGGAGUAACUUUGGCUAAGUUAGUGCGUGUUUGGUGUGGGUGGUGUCGAAUAAAGAUGGGCAAAAAGAACUCCAAGCUCAAGAAAGAACUCAUCAAGGAGCUUGUCAACGACACCUACUUCACUGAGAAAGAGAUUCGCCAAUGGCAUAAGGGUUUCGUGAAGGAUUGCCCUUCAGGUCAUCUUACCGAGCAAGGCUUUCUUCGGAUCUACAAGUUGUUCUUCCCCAAGGGAGAUCCUUCAAAAUUCACAUCGCUUAUCUUCCGCGUAUUUGACGAGAAUAAGGAUGGAGCUAUAGAGUUCGAAGAGUUUAUCCGCGCGCUAUCAGUAACUUCGCGGGGAAACGUUGAAGAAAAACUCGAUUGGGCGUUCCGACUGUACGACGUAGACAGCGAUGGUUACAUUACACGGGAAGAAAUGUACAAUAUAGUCGACGCGAUUUACCAAAUGUUGGGCAGCGGAGCGGGUGGGGAGGACGAGAGCCCCCGGGAGCGAGUCGAUAAGAUAUUUGAACAGCUCGAUAAGAACCACGACAACCAAUUAACGCUGGACGAGUUUAAGGAAGGCUCACGACAAGAUCCGAAGAUUGUACAGGCGCUUUCCCUGUAUUCGGCCUAGAGGCACAGUGAACGUGUGUGCUAGGCUACUUCGAUUUUCUACGAUAAGCAGUACUACGACCGCUUUUGCUGUUCGACAACAACAGCAUAAACCGUGAUACCGGGCUGACGCUUCCGACACCGAUCAAAGCGACAACUUACAUAGCAAUAGUAUUUACAGAACCGCGAAUUACAACACAGAUCUCACUUACAUCAAAACAAUAGGUGGGCAAAAACAUAAAUUUGGGCAGUGCAGACAAACAAUUGCAGAUACACCGUACGCGUCGAUUUACCAAUGAUACUUCGCUAUUAUUUAUGAUACCAAAGCAAAGUCAUGAAAUAUCAAUCAAGUCGAAGCUAUAAAAAUACGAUCGAUCCGUUAGAUCGAAUCGGUGCGGAUGAUUUUUUUUCCGAUGCGACGACCAAACUAUCUAAAAGGAUCUUAAUGCUGACCAAACGAGGAUUGGCCAUCUAUUGUAUUUUAGUAACUGUAAAACGUUGAUCUCGGUCACGCUGUCAAACUUUUAACAUACAUAUGUGCAAGGAUAAUUGUCAUAUCAAAAUGAUCACUUCAGUUUGAAUAGGCCUUAAUCACCCAUCCUAUUUACCUAAAGUGUAAUGUUUGCCUUCGCUACGAUCCAUCAGAGUGUUUAUUUAAGGCACUAUUUGGCACAUGUGCGUGUAUAUGUAGCGUAGCUGAGUGUGAGUUAUAGUAGACAUCGGACGCUAUCCGAAUCUGAGGCACUUCUACGUUCCUCUAGCUAAUGGUAUGUGUCACAUACUAGCUUCGUCGUUAAGUUUCUUUUGAAAAAAAUAAGCAAAUUUUAGGUGUCUAGUUCACUGACUUUGUCAUUUGGCGAUACUGGAAUAAGAAGCGUCACGAGCAAAUAGUCUGCAGUGACCUCAACGGUCGUUGCGUUGUUAGGGCGGCGAGUAGCAGUGAUAGUUACUUGCCGAUGGAAGCUAUUCAGUCCUUACCCCGCGGACCCACUUCUGAAUGCACGUGCCGAAGCCAAAAUGUCCUUGAAUAAAGCCAGCUGAUUCAUCUAAUCAGUAACAACGGAAACAGAUAGAUUGUGUCGAUGUCAGAUGGCCUCUGCUAAUAUUCAGUCACUUUCACGUAUGAAUUAUGCCUUCUAUACUGAACCAGAACUACAGUCGGCCGCCAUUUUCCAUUACGUGAUCAGGUAACGGUUGGUGUGCAAUUACUAUUAACAUGAUUCUUUUUUACUUCACCACAAACAACUUUGGCGACGACUAAAAAUAUGUUUCAUUCGAGCUGAAGUAGUUAAAAUACACCUCAAUACAUUUUCCAUAAUGGUAAUAUGGUAAGAUUAUUAUUAGAUUUUUUCAACUUGGGCCACUCUUCUAAUAUUAUACAAUUCGAAGAAGUGAGAAAUGAGUGUAUUAGCAAAAAAAUAGCGAAACCAAUGGAAGGGCUGAUCGAAACGGAUCUCCCAAUAUUGAGAUUAUCGGCUUCGCUAUCAUCUCAGGCGCACAACUCAGAUCGUCUACACUCAUUCUUCAUAUUACUUCACAACGUGCACGUAAGCAUGUUUAUCCAAUCGGUUUGAAGGUUGUAUUUACUGCCGAAAGGCGGACAAUGGUUUUGUUUGUUUAUGCCGGAAUCUUUUCCUGCAGAACGAUUUCAGCUGUUCCUAUGUAUUCAGCCGUUUCGUCAGCAUCAUCGCCUAAACGUUGACACCAACAACGACGACGAUAACGUCUGCAGGAUCGGGGUGUUAAAAAAAUGACUCACGCCGACGAGUACGAAAAACGGGUUAGAAGAAAAAUUAGGCGAUACAUGAUCUUCUCGCUGAUGGCUCAAAGAUGCAGAAAAUUAAUGAGUGUGUAGAACAACACUGAGCUACGAUGGUAAGACAUGGAAAUUACGGGUGUGAACCUACUAAUUGGGCAGCUGCCAGCUGGGAGCGGUUGACUCUGCACUGUAAACUGAUGAAGCCAAGUGAAGAAAAAUCCAACAGGUCGCUCUUCGCUUCCCCAUUUUCUACUCUACUGAAGUUGAGGGGCCGAACGUUCGGUAUUAGGGGUUCAAAAAUGUUUUUGAAGGCGUAAAUGACACGUGAGUUGCAUUUGACGUUUGAUGAUGUUGAGGUAUAUGCACUCUGGUGCGCUACUUUUUAGCGGCCCAAGAUCCCACUUGAUGCUGGCACGUGUCAUUUUUGUCAUUUCUCGUUUAUAUUACCUUGCGUAAGGCUUUAAUUAUUGCGUAAUAUUGUCUGGGCAUAAAUUUAAACGUAAUAGCUAGAUAGCGCAGUAUAAAUGUAAGCAAAAACUCCGUAUUGCCGCACACGUAAAUAUUUUCAUCCUACCAUAUAGAUAUAUUCUAAACGUUACUUACCGGUAUUUGACUACUAUGUCAGAAAGAAUAGACAUAUUAUACACAAGUCUUAAAUGCGAUGUUUAAUAUGUAAACAGGGCAAAAACAGAAUAGGAAGAGGAUAUUAACAAAAACGAUGGCAUUGACAAAUGGAUUCGCUACUCGGCAAAUAAAAAGCGGAUCAAUUGUAAAUGAUCAAUGUCUAACUAAAGAGUACGGCAAAGGCAACCGAUCCAAACAUUGCCAUUUAUCUAAAGCUCUCCUUAUUGUUAACCUAUCCAAAAAACUGACAUUGGCAUACUUUUUAUGGUCAAAAAAAAGUAUCUAAUUCAUCGGUAGAUAGCCAACCAUUGUACUGGUGCCGCUGUCUUUCUGAUUACGGAUGCUAGCGCCAGCUUUGUCCUGCUAGACCGCGAUUCUGACCGAGGGGUCCUAACCGGCAGAAGAUGGACGUGCAGAUAUCCGCCAACUGUUCAGUGAGAGAUCUUAAGUAAGCACAGCAUGAUUGAGGAUAUAAUAUUGAAGUGACUCCAAGGUACUGCGAUCGUUAGGGCUAAGUCGAGGACGGCUGAGGUUUACAGCAAACGUAAUCGUUCGAAAACCUCAAAUGAAGGUGAUCACAACAAUUGGUGACUAAUUGAGCAUGGUCAAGCUAACCAGAUGUGGCCACAGUAAGAGGUAGCAGGGCGACAUAAUUAACAUGCAGAAACAAUAUGACAUUAAUAAAAAUUGAAUUUUCCAGAUUGUGUUAGCAUUUUGAAUGUUGUGUGAAUAAUCAAGCAAGAUGAUCCGUUCGAGAUGACCACAAUUGAUGAAUUUUUUUUUCAAGCAUAAAGGAUGUAUCAUUGCCUUAGUCGCUAUGAAGAUACCCACAUAUAUAGAAAGAUACCCAUAUGCCCAUACGCAUACGCAUGUGCCCAUUAUAUGUCUACGACAUAAUGUAAUGAUUAUAUUAGUCGAUUUCGUUCAUUCUAUGGCGCAUCCUAUGCUUUGAAGGGUCCCGAACAUUGUUAUCCAGCAGAAGAGUAUUUAUUACCUCUAUCAUACACGUAUGAUGUGCAUGCAGGGAUUUCGUAGGUUGUGGCACGAUUGUGGCACUUACGUAGUAACCGGCUGAGGAGAUCGCAUUCACAUCAAAAUGUCGUUACCAUUCCGGUAUUACACUACGGUAACAUAUGUGUUUUCAUAACCACCAUUAUUUUUACGAUCUUCUCAAGCAACAAUAUCAUGCUUACAUACAUAGUGUUUCAAAAACUAUAUAUACAUACACUUGUUGAUAUUGAUGGUCGAUUCGUACAUAGCCGUUUCGUCUGCUAGGUGACAACACUUCAUCGGGCAAAAACGUAGCCUAUCAUAUACUCGAGUGUACUAUGGUAUCAGCAAAUGAACCCCCUGAGAACUGGUCGAAUACAAGCGGCCGCAAUCAUAGUAUAGCGUACAUAUCUAAAACCGGCAAUGCACGAAGCCAAUUAAGAGAAAUCUCCCUCCUUAAUUGAUAUACUCACGAGAAGAACACUAAGGAUAAAAAAAAAUCGACUCUAUCGUUCUAACGGUAAUCUAAACAUAUUUCCCUAACUGAACAAUACUAUUAUCUGAUGAUGACCGGACACGAGAAUCGAUGUGAUUCUGAAAAUAGGAUAUAUGUUAAUCUUCGCGUCAUAAGAGAGAGGACAUGGACGCUGUAGGAGACCGCGAAGAAGAACGAAUAUUGACAAUGGCGAGCGACAGAGCAGAACAACUUAGUAAAGGCCAUUUGAGCUAAUGGAGCAUCAAUUCGAUUUAUGUACGAGAACAUUUUGACUAAAUCGCGCUCGACACAAAGCCAUAUUCAUAACAGGAACCAGAAUUGUAAGGGGCCAAUGCACGUACUGACGAUAUUGGCUACCGUAGUAAAGUUGCGCUACUACCAAUGUUGUUGUUCAGCUAGCAUUUAGUAAAUAGCUCAGUCCUAAGUUCCAUGUUUUUCGUAUGUUGUUAUCACGCAACAAUAAUCAAUUGAGGAUCCAAAUCACCAUGAUGUCGAGAAAAUAUGACAGGAUGAAAACUUUCAACCACGAUAUCACGACGGUCAACCGAAAAGCCUUACGAGGACCAAGUCGUAUAAAUAUAAAAACAACUGUCGCGUUGCAUCAUACCGCGUCAUAUCAUAGACGAGACCGUAAAAAUUAUAGCGAGUAACAUCGUAUAAAGGCCGCAUGACACUGGUAGCGUGACGCAUCAGCUCACAGUCAACAAUCACCGUAAAAACUGAAUACAAGUAUCCCUAACCUGCUACGAAACAUAGGUCAAAAAUAGGGUCGAAUAAAAAUAGGCGCAAAAUAUAACAGAUUAAAAAAAAGCCACUGAUUACGAGCGUAAUGAAAUCGUAGCACUUACUGAUUACGUACAAACGUACGCCGGAGUGGAACUGCCAUGGUCGGUCCAAAGCUGUAAAUUUGAGCGACAGUGGCGACGGUAACAAUAACAUCAUUCGAAACGAAAAAAAGCUUGUUAUCACAACAAAGUUUUGUCAAGGCCAAAAUGCUGCAUCAGAGCAAUGAUAUCCAUGAAAUGCUAUCUCGCUUGUAGCGUCUCUAUUCAGCAUUCGCUACUCCUCAGAUACGUUUUUAAUUCGGUAAGAGGGUCGGUUUUACCCCCCCCCCCCCCCGCUAUUAACUGUCUGCUCAUAGCUUGGAAAUGAUGUUGACACAUUUAUCUAAAAUGCCUUCUAUACGAACGACUGGCUUCAAGUUAUCCGAGGUAGCGGUGCAAUGAAAUUUCUACAUUUAAUCUCGAUAACUAGAAUGAGCGUAAGCAACUCAUCUUCAUAUCUCUGUAAAAGAGGGAAGGGACAAAUACGCUGAGCUGACAGCAGUACAAGAAAAAGGAACAAAUAACAAUAAAAACAUCGAACUAUCACUAUAGCAGCAUUUCGAAACAGAGACAAACGGUAAGUCACCUCGUUUGGGUCAGUCGAUGGCAUGCGAAAAUGGCUGGAAAUCGCCGAACGCGUCUUUCCAAUUCUAUUUUCAGGAGGAAAAAAUUCAGUGUGGUGCGCCUAGGCAGUAAGGAAGCGUGCGUUUAAAAAAAUAUAUACAUAAGCAAAUAGAUUAUUUAGACGGAGAAAACAUGUUUAUACUACGUCAUGAAGUGUCAUAAAACAAUAUCGCGGCGAUCGUGCUAAACAGAAAACAAACAAAAUUAUCAUCGACAGCCAUAAGAAUUAAACCAAUACGGCUAUAAUAAAAAUUAUUUUUAAUAUUAUGAUUGUUAUUACAAUUAAUGCUAUAGUUAAGCAAUGUCUAUGACGACGGUGUACCAGAUGCGGUGACGUCCUGCAAGAGAGGAUGACGGCGCAUGACAAACAUUCAACGAGCAGGAAUUAAAGGUUCUUUCGUCGAUCGGGGAAAGGCGAAACGAGAUGGUGAGAAAACAAAGUGGAAAUACCGACUAUUUUGCGGCGAACCGUUAAGGUUUGCCAUUAUUAUAAUCGUACGAUUAUUUAUAUAAUAUAAUUAUUAUCAUU
This is a messenger RNA of Varroa destructor (honeybee mite), 6971 nucleotides long. Its product is annotated as frequenin-2-like. Lineage: Eukaryota; Metazoa; Arthropoda; Arachnida; Mesostigmata; Varroidae. The record is from RefSeq and is a predicted model, not a curated record. Gene Ontology annotation, molecular function: calcium sensitive guanylate cyclase activator activity; calcium ion binding.